AUGACAAACUUGUUAAAUAGAGCUGAGUGCAAUGUGGAGCACCAUUUGAGCCACGUGACCUUGACGUUGGCUUCGACCUUCAUCCUCGUCUCCAUGAGCAUCGAUCGUGUCUACGCCAUCGCCAAGCCCCUCAGCUGGUCAACUGGAGAUACCGCAAAGUUUUGGUUGAUCCUAUCUUCCUGGUUGUCAGCCUUCCUCCUCUCCCUGCCAAUCUUCACUCUCUCUACUGUUAAAUGGGAUGGACCGAUCCUAGCGGAGCAGUGCGUCUACGUUGACAUGAACUCAUUUCACUGGCAGGUUUAUGUGACAGUGUCAGCAAGCAUCGUCUUCAUCAUUCCUGCCAUCAUCAUUGCCAUUUGCUACAUCAUCAUUGUCUCUAUAAUCUACAAAUCAUCUAACAAGAAGUUGAACCAAGGAAGAAGAAACAUCGAGUCGAGCCAGCCGACAAUGGAACAUCAUCAUUUCUCCUCUUACAUCAACACCUCUAACUACUUAAAGACCAUCGGCAAUAAAGACGCUCAGAUCGCCCAACCAUCUACAUCAAAAUGCUCGUACAAUUUGGACGACUUCCAAAGAAGAAGCAUCAAAGACAAAAUAAACAAGACAACAUUGUACGACAAAAUUAAGCUGGAAGUUUUGAGAGCAGACAAGAAGAACGCGGAUGACAACCGCAAGGAAUUCGACAUCCAUCCAAAGGCAUCCCAUCAGCAGCAGAAGAACACAACCGACACGAACAAAAGGAACAAGCUCUCCGCCGACAACACUGCUGCUGGUGUGUAUCCAAAGGCAAAGAUUAAAUCCAUUAAAAUGUCCUUCGCCAUUGUGUUAGGUGAGCAUUUUUUCAUCUCAAUCUAUUCUGAUUUGACUGUUAAGGGGUCUUAG
Molecule: messenger RNA, 882 nt
Organism: Helobdella robusta
Lineage: Eukaryota; Metazoa; Annelida; Clitellata; Rhynchobdellida; Glossiphoniidae
Exons: 6
Coding region: 1-882 (293 amino acids)
Biological process (GO): G protein-coupled receptor signaling pathway
Cellular component (GO): membrane
Molecular function (GO): neuropeptide receptor activity
Source: RefSeq, a predicted model, not a curated record